Phyllostomus hastatus (greater spear-nosed bat) is the source of this 4337-nucleotide messenger RNA. It is a transcript of the gene SMC1B, whose product is annotated as structural maintenance of chromosomes 1B. Gene Ontology annotation, cellular component: chromosome; nucleus; cohesin complex. Lineage: Eukaryota; Metazoa; Chordata; Mammalia; Chiroptera; Phyllostomidae. The transcript has 25 exons. The coding region runs from base 1 to 3708 and encodes 1235 amino acids. Gene Ontology annotation, biological process: sister chromatid cohesion. The record is from RefSeq and is a predicted model, not a curated record. Gene Ontology annotation, molecular function: ATP binding; protein binding; DNA binding.
AUGGGCCACCUGGAGCUGCUGCUCGUGGAGAACUUCAAGUCGUGGCGGGGCCGCCAGGUCAUCGGCCCCUUCAAGAGGUUCACCUGCAUCAUCGGCCCCAACGGCUCCGGGAAGUCCAACGUAAUGGAUGCACUUAGUUUCGUGAUGGCAGAGAAAAUAGCUAACUUGAGAGUGAAACACAUUCAAGAGCUCAUUCAUGGCGCGCAUGUCGGAAAGCCCGUGGCCCCUUCCGCGAGUGUGAAAAUCGUGUACGUGGAGGACAGCGGAGAAGAGAAAACGUUCGCGAGGAUUAUCCGAGGGGGAUGCUCGGAAUUCCGUUUUGAUGAUAGUCCUGUGAGCCGUUCCGCUUAUGUAGCAGAGCUGGAAAAGAUAGGUAUAAUAGUCAAAGCCCGGAACUGUCUAGUUUUCCAGGGAACUGUAGAGUCAAUUUCUAUGAAAAAACCCAGAGAAAGAACCCAGUUUUUUGAGGAAAUCAGCUCUUCCAGAGAGCUUGUAGGAGAAUACGAGGAAAAGAAAAGGAAGUUACAGAGAGCCGAAGAGGACGCCCAGUUUAAUUUCAAUAAGAAAAGAAACGUAGCUGCAGAGCGCAAGCAGGCCAAGUUGGAGAAGGAGGAGGCAGAACGCUACCAGAGUCUCCUUGAAGAACUGAAAAUAAACAAGAUUCAACUGCAGCUUUUCAAACUAUAUCAUAAUGAGAAAAAAAUUCUCUCUCUGAACAGCGAGUUAGAACAUGCAAAUACAAAUCUAAGUGUCACGACAGAGUCUCUUUCUCGUCAUGAAGCCAUUGUGAAAGCCAAGAAAAGGGAACAUGGAGGGCUAACUAGACAGCUACAACAGACAGAAAAAGAAUUAAAAUCUCUUGAAGCACUUUUAAAUCAGAAGAGGCCUCAGUACAUUAAAGCCAAAGAAAACACUUCUCACCACCUCAAGAAAUUAGAAGUGGCUAAAAAAUCAAUGAAGGACAGUGAAAAACAAUGUUCUAAACAGGAAGAUGACAUAAAAGCCCUAGAGACAGAGCUGGUUGAUUUAGAUGUUGCAUGGAAAAGCUUUGAAAAGCAGAUUGAGGAAGAAGUCCUGCGGAAAGUGCGAGACAUUGAAUUAGAAGCCAGUCAGCUGAACCGUUAUAAAGAACUCAAGGAACAAGUAAGAAAGAAGGUGGCCAUAAUGAACCAGCAGCGGGAGAAACUGCAGUGGGAGCAGAAGGCCGACACGGAGAGACUGGCGUUUGAAAGGCGGAGGCACGGAGAAGUUCAGGAAAAUCUAAAACAAAUAAAAGAACAAAUAGAAGAUUAUAAAAAACGAAUAGAGAAGCUGGAAGAGUACACAAAAACAUGCAUGGAUUGCUUAAAAGAGAAAAAACAGCAAGAGGAAACCCUAGUGGAUGAAAUUGCAAAAACAAAGUCGAGAAUUUCUGAAGUUAAUGAAGAGAUGAGUCUUGUCAGAAGUGAACUGCAGAAUGCGGGAAUUGAUUACCACGAGGGGAAACGCCAGCAGAAGAGGGCAGAGGUCAUGGAACACCUGAAAAGGCUUUACCCAGACUCCGUGUUUGGAAGACUGCUUGACCUGUGUCACCCUAUUCAUAAGAAGUACCAGCUGGCUGUCACGAAGCUUUUUGGCCAGUACAUGGUCGCCAUCGUUGUAACCUCUGAGAAGGUAGCAAGAGAUUGUAUUCGAUUUCUGAAGGAGGAAAGAGCUGAACCUGAGACAUUCCUUGCUCUAGAUUACCUUGAUAUCAAGCCAAUUAAUGAAAGGUUACGGGAGAUUAAAGGCUGUAAAAUGGUGAUCGACGUCAUACAGACUCAGUUUCCUCAGCUGAAGAAAGUGAUCCAGUUUGUGUGCGGCAACGGCCUUGUCUGUGAGACCGUGGAAGAGGCGCGGCAUAUUGCGUUUGGCGGCCCGGAGAGGCGGAAGACAGUAGCUCUUGAUGGAACAUUAUUUUUAAAAUCGGGGGUGAUUUCUGGAGGUUCAAGUGACUUAAAAUACAAGGCUCGAUGCUGGGAUGAGAAAGAGUUAAAGAAUUUAAGAGAGAGAAGAACCCGGCUAAUGCAAGAAUUAAAGGAUUUAUUGAAGAUGCUUCGCAAGGAAGCAGAUUUGAAACAAAUACAGACUCUCGUGCAAGGAACGCAUACGCGGCUCAAAUACUCACAGAGUGAGCUGGAGAUGAUUAAAAAGAAGCACCUUGCUGCUGCUGCCCGGGAACAAUCUCGGCUGCAAAGUGACCUGCUGAACAUUGACUCCCAGUGCUCUAUGCUGGAGGGAGCAAUCCAAGCACGGCAACAAAGAAUUGAAGACUUCCAAGGGAGGAUAGAUAAGGUUGAAGAUGAUAUUUUCCAACACUUCUGUGAAGAAAUUGGUGUGGCAAAUAUUCGCGAAUUUGAGAAAAAACAUGUUAAACAGCAACAAGAAAUUGAUCAAAAAAGAUUAGAAUUUGAGAAACAAAAAACUCGGCUUAAUAUUCAACUUGAAUACAGUCGCAACCAGCUGAAGAAGAAACUAAACAAGAUCGGCACGCUAAAGGAAACUAUCCGGAAAGGCGCAGAAGAUAUCGGUAACCUGAAGAAGGCUGAAGAAGGCUGCCUGCGAGCUGUGGACGAGCUCGUCCAGAAGCGGCAGCAGCUGGAGGACACGUUUGCUGCUCAGAAUUCCAAGGCUGAGAAAGUCCAAGCUCAAACUGAAGAGGAGCGGAAGAAGUUUUUGGCUGUUGACAGGGAGGUGGGAAAAUGGCAAAAAGAAGUUGUAACCAUUCAGUCUUCGCUGGAACAGAAACGGCUCGAGAAGCAUAACCUGCUGCUUGACUGCAAAGUCCAAGACAUCGAAAUAACCCUUUUGUCGGGGUCCCUGGAUGACAUCAUUGAAGUAGAGCUGGGAACUGAAGUGGGAAGCACCCAGGCGACACUGGAAAUGUACGAGAAGGAGGCAGCCAUUGAGAUAGACUACAGCUCUCUGCGAGAGGAUUGGAAGGCUCUGCAAGCUGAUAAAGAAGUGGAGGCCCACCUGAGGCUCCUCCUGCAACAAGUAGCAGCGCAAGAAGACGUCCUGUUGAAGACGGCGGCCCCAAACCUAAGAGCCCUGGAGAACCUGAAGACCGUCCGAGACAAGUUUCAGGAGUCCGCAGACGCUUUUGAGGCCAGCAGAAAGGAAGCCAGAGUGUGUAGGCAAGAGUUUGAGCAGGUGAAGAAAAGGAGAUACGACCUUUUCAGCCAGUGCUUUGAGCACGUCUCAGUCUCAAUUGACCAAAUCUACAAGAAGCUCUGCAGAAACAACAGUGCCCAAGCAUUUCUUAGCCCAGAGAACCCUGAAGAGCCUUACUUGGAGGGAAUUGGCUACAACUGCGUGGCCCCCGGCAAGCGGUUCAUGCCGAUGGACAAUUUGUCAGGGGGAGAGAAGUGCGUGGCCGCUCUGGCUCUCCUGUUCGCCGUGCACAGUUUUCGGCCUGCUCCGUUCUUCGUUUUGGACGAAGUGGACGCAGCCCUGGACAACACCAACAUUGGCAAAGUAUCAAGUUACAUCAAAGAGCAGACUCGAGAACAGGUUCAGAUGAUAAUCAUUUCCCUAAAAGAGGAGUUCUAUUCCAAGGCCGACGCUCUGAUUGGCAUCUACCCGGAGCAUGACGACCACAUGUUCAGCCGAGUCUUGACCCUAGACCUUUCUCAGUAUCCAGACACCGAAGGCCAAGAAAGCAGCAGGAGACAGCAGGAGUCUUUUUAGGGUCCACAGUGCCCUUGAGCCACUGCCAGCUCUCAGAGCAGGUCAGGCAGCGGCCAGGGUCCCCACUGUUCAGUUCUCACGCGAAUGUUCAGACCCAGGCUGGGCUGUUCAGUUGGCCGCAGCAUGGUUCCGUGCACCGAAAGUCUGCCGGUUCAAUCCCCGGUCAAGGCACAUACCUAGGUUGCAGGUUCAAUGCCCAGUUGGGGAGCAUACAGGAGGCAACUGAUUGAUGAUGUCUCUCUCUCGAAAAAGAAAAAUCAAUUAAAAUAAGUCCUUGGGGUGAGGAUUUAAAAAAGUGAAAGCUUAACCAUUUCCAGCCAAAGAGGCUGUUGCUCAUUUCCAUCAAGGAGUGCUCAGGCCUCGUUCCGGCAGGUGGGUUCCUGUGAGUCGGCGUUGGAUGACUUGCCGAAAGAGGGUGCACGUUUGCACCCCCAUUUUCACUUCAUGUUGAAAGCCAGAAAAACUUUGAAUUCCACAUCAUCUUCACUCUGGUCUUGCCUUGUUCGUUUAAGUCAUCUUUAAAGGGUACUCUUGGUUUCUAAAUGUACCCGUUACAGGAUGUUGAGCCUGGGUUUUAUGAGAAAUAAUUUCAGAGGAACUGAUGUCAAUAUGAAAAUAUCAAUUAAAAA